This is a messenger RNA of Cucurbita pepo subsp. pepo (vegetable marrow), 1719 nucleotides long. Its product is annotated as N2,N2-dimethylguanosine tRNA methyltransferase. Gene Ontology annotation, biological process: tRNA N2-guanine methylation. NCBI's taxonomy places the organism in Eukaryota, Viridiplantae, Streptophyta, Magnoliopsida, Cucurbitales, Cucurbitaceae. Gene Ontology annotation, molecular function: RNA binding; tRNA (guanine) methyltransferase activity. Gene Ontology annotation, cellular component: nucleus. The record is from RefSeq and is a predicted model, not a curated record.
AACGACUUCCCGCCAUGUUAACUGUGAUGCUGAAUACCCUAUCUCCUUCCCCAUUUCUUCGCAGCCAACAAACAAUUUCCCAUUGCUUCUCCUCUUCAACGAUUCAUCUCUUCCAAUUUUCACAGUCGCAGAUAAAAUCCCUCAACAAUUGCCUUCCAAACAAUCGCACCGAAAGGGGCAUAGAAUUCGACAUCGGAGACACCUUCUUCCGCCAUGAAAGCGCCACCGGACGCGACUUGGGCGUCCUCGCGGCGGCGCUUUACCGUAAAUCCAAGGGAAGUCUUCGGGUUCUCGACGCAUUGUGCGGUUGCGGGAUUCGGUCGCUUCGGUACUUGGUCGAGGCUGAGGCUGAUUUUGUGUUGGCGAAUGACGCCAAUGACGAAAAUCGGGGGGUUAUAGUAAAGAAUCUAUCGAAGGUUGCGGAAGGUUUUGGGGAGACUCGGCGGUGGAUGGUUACCAAUUGUGAUGCGAACAGGGUUAUGUCGGAGUUCUAUUUGCAAAAGGAUUUCUUUGAUUUUAUUGAUGUUGAUUCCUUUGGGAGUGAUUCGACGUUUUUGAGGCCCGCUAUUAAUGCGUUGAAAUUGGAUGGAUUGCUCUAUGUUACUUCGACGGAUGGUUUCUCUUCCGGCGGUCAUCACCCUUCUCAAUCUUUAGCUGCCUAUGGAGCAUAUGUGCGUCCCAUGCCAUUUUCAAAUGAAAUUGGUUUGCGAAUGCUUAUAGGUGGGGUUGCACGUGAAGCUUCUGUACUGGGUUUCUAUGUAACGCCACUCUUCUCGUAUUAUUCCUACCAUGGACCUGUUUUUAGAGUUAUGCUUCGAAUCAGUCGAGGGAGGAUCAAUAAAAACAGGCAUUAUGGUUUCGUCAGCUAUUGCAAAAAAUGUGGAAAUUCACAAGCUUUUUCAUGGAGUGAGGUUGGACAGAUGAGUUGCCCUUGCAAUGAUACAAGGGUUUCCGAGUCACUUGUGGUUUCGGGACCUCUUUGGACUGGGCCUCUACACAGUGCAGACUACAUUGAAGACAUGUUAACCCUAGCUAUGCAGUGGGAAUGGAUAGGCAAUGGCCAGGGGAAGGAUCUUGAGAAACUUCUGGGGCAAAUGGUGGAUGAGAGUGACUCCAAACUACCAGUAGGGUAUAUCAAAAUGGACGAGGUGGCAAGUCGGGCAAAAGUAAAUUCACCUCCCCUCAAUACCAUGAUGAGCGAGAUGAUCAAGGCUGGAUAUGCUGCUAGUAGGUCUCAUAUUGCCUCAAACGCAAUCAAGACGAACUGUCCUAUGACGGAGUGCAUCAGAAUUGCUCUUGAACUGCAGCAGAGUUGUCUUGGUGUGCAUCAAGUCACAUGAAUAUCGUAGCGAUGGCUUGCAGCUAUGGAGAGUACAACGCUUUCGCAGGAAAACUAGAGCGAAACCAAAGCGGUGUAAGCAUCCAUCUUUCUCUAUUCUCAGUUUGAAAAUUGAUGAAGAUAAUUAUGGGUCAAAUGCAUUAACAGGGGAAAUGUGCUCAAUAAACAUGUGAAUUAUUUAGAAAGAAAAAGUAAAGUUAACAAUCUUUUAUACUUCAUAUUUGCAUUUCGUCACGCUUUGAAGACAUUUAAAGUACUUUCAGUCUGUUGUAUCCUUACAGAUCUUUCUUUUUGUUCUUUGCGCUCGUUAUAUUAUGCCUGUAUCUUUCUGCAUGAGCAUGAAUUUUUUUUCCACAAUUACUUGAGUUCCCUUUUGCAAA